AUGGCAAGAAUUCAAAAUAAUGAUGAAAAUAUAAGUUUUAUAACUUUUAGAAGGUUCAUUUUCGAUCAUGAUCUAAAUAUUUUCACACACAGAAGGUAUCGACAAUUAGGAGAAGUAGAUUAUAAUCAUAAUUUUAAAUGUAAUUCAGAAGGAUUUUAUGCCGAUCCAAGUAAUUGUAGGACGUUUUACCGUUGUGUCGAUGUUAAUUCCAAUGACUUUACGAGGGAAAAUUUAAAACCUCAAUAUUUAGCAUAUCGAUUCGAAUGUGGAGAAGGAACGGUUUUUGAUCCGGAUUUAAAUGUUUGUAAUCAUGCUGAAGACACUGCAAGGAGUGAAUGCGGUGGCAGACGACACCACGGAUCGAAUAAAAACAAACCUUCGAAUGGAAAUCAACCAUACGAUCCGGCGAAUCCUCAAAAUCCUUCGAAUAAUCAAUCUCCGUUAUCAAACGGCCCGAACGCAAAUUCUAAUAAUAUGUGUCAAGGUCCGGGUUUUUAUCCGGUUCAAGGGAAUUGUCAAAAAUACAUUAGAUGCGUUGAAAAUGGUAACGGAGGUUUUAAUAAAUUUGAAUUUACAUGCGGACCGGGAACGGUGUGGGAUCAAGCUUCCAUGACGUGUAAUCAUCCUUCUGCCGUGCCAGGAUGCGGUGCGCCUAACGAAUCAUCCGGCCCAGGAAAUUAUCCUGAUUACGGAGAAUAUCCAGAUGGAGAAAAUGUUGACUAUUCGCAACCAUCUGGUCCAGAAAAUUAUCCGAACUCAGGUGGACAACCAGGGCAAGCGCCUUACCCAGGAGUUGGAAAUAAUCCGAAUCAAGGACAAUAUCCAAGGCCUGGAUAUCCUCCCAAUCAGGGAAACUCUCCGUACCCUUCAAAUUCACCAAAUCAAGGACAAAAUCCAGGGAAUUAUCCCAAUCAAGGACCUUAUCCGGGGUCUGGAAAUUAUCCAAAUCAAGGGCAAUAUCCAAAACCUGGAAAUUAUCCCAAUCAAAGCCCGAGUCCAGGCCCCGGAAAUUAUCCUAAUCAGGGUAACUCUCCAAAUUAUUCAGGCCCACCCAAUCAAGGACAAUAUCCAGGGAAUUAUCCCAAUCAAGGACCUUAUCCAAAUCAAGGGCCAAAUCCAAGCUCUGGAAAUUAUCCCAACCAAGGAAAUUAUCCGAAUUCUCCAAAUCCACCACCUUAUCAAGGGCAAAGUCCGGGUCCAGGAAAUUAUCCGAAUCAAGGACAAUAUCCAAAACCUGGAAACUAUCCUAAUCAAGGAAAUUAUCCGAAUUCUCCAAACCCACCACCCAAUCAAAAACCAAGUCCAGGCCCAGGAAAUUAUCCGAAUCAAGGUCCUUAUCCAGGGUCUGGAAAUUACCCCAAUCAAGGGCCAAAUCCAGGCCAAGGAAAUUACCCCACUCAAGGACCUUACCCAGGAUCUGGAAAUUAUCCGAAUUCAGGCGGUCCCCAAAACCUUGGAUCUUAUCCAGGAGGUAGCUCUUAUCCGAACCAGGAGAAUUACCAAGGGCCUGGAGAGCAGCCUAAUCAACCUGAAGAAAAUUCGUCAGAAGAUUGUCCAUCUUCUGGCUUUUUUGGUGUUCCGGGAAAUUGUAAUAAAUUUGUAAGGUGUGUCGAAAAUGAUCAAGGUGGUUACACUAAAUACGAAUUUCAAUGCAGCCCAGGUACCGCUUGGGAUUCUAAUCUUCAAACAUGUAAUCACGCGUCUCAGGUAGAAGGAUGUAAUGCGUCUGAAAAUCCUCCAGAGCAAGAAAAUAAUAAACCCGACCAAACACCAUCUACAUCUAAACCAGGCAGUUCAAGCAAUAAAGAUAACUCACAGUGUGAAAGUGAGGGAUUUUUUGAAGUAAAAGGCGAUUGUAAAAAAUUUUAUCGCUGUGUCGAUAACGGAAACAAUAUGUAUGUGAAGUAUGAUUUUGAGUGUGCUGAAGGUACAGUUUGGGACCAAUCAAUUCAGGCAUGUAAUCACCCAUGGGCUGUAAAAAGAAAUGAUGCCAACUGUGGAUCUUCUCAAACUGAACCACCAAAUGAAACAAUGACCACCCAGUCUACAAGUCCUUCUACGCCUUCUAGUUCAUCACAAUUAACUUCGUCGACAUCUUCACAAUCGACAACUUCAAGUCCCACAUCUUCAAGUUCCGCGCCUUCAAGUUCCACGACUUCAAGUUCCAUGCCUUCAAGUUCCACGCCUUCAAGUUCCACGACUUCAAGUUCCAUGCUUUCAAGUUCCACGACUUCAAGUCCAAUGUUUAGUCAAACUAGUUCUGGCACAACUACAUCAAUGCCAUCGACUAGUCAAUUACCAUCUACCCAGCAGAAUCAGAACCAGACACAAACUCAAACUUCGGAAUCAAGUUCAACGACUCAACAAAAUCAACAAACCACUUCCACUCCAUCAAUGCCUUCGUCAACCAGUUCAUCAACAACUCGAAAACCCACGACAAAAAUGCCAUCUAAAGAAAAAGACCCAUCAAUGCCUAUACCAGGCAGUAUGCCGUGUAAUUUUACUGAAAAAAUGCCAGGUCCAGUAAAAUGUGAGAAAGCAGGCUUUUUGCCAGACCCCAAUGAUUGCAAAAAGUUUUAUAGAUGUGUAGAUUGGGAUGGUGAUCAGGGAGAGAAGUUUUCGAUAUACUCUUUUGAAUGUGGUCCUGGUACAAUUUGGGAUCCUACUUUAGAAACCUGUAAUCAUGAGAAUUCUGUUUAUCCUAAAAGAGACUGUUCAAAUAAGGAUAGUGAACAACCAUCAUCUACACCUUCAGAAUCAUCUUCACCAACCCCAAGUACAAUGAGUACAAUGAUGACAGAUAUGUCUGAGCCAUCUUCUACUCCAAUGACUACUGAGAAUCCUGAGGAAGUAACGACAAAAAUGACUCCAACUGAUAAAGCUGAAACAACUACAGAGGCAAUGACUGAACCUGCAACAACAGAAAGUUCUGAAGAAACAACAACAAAUCCAAGUUCAACAGAGCCCACGACUAUGAAAAGUACGGACUCUGAAUCCUCUGAGCCUACUUCUACAAGCUCAACAGAAAGUAUGACUUCGGGUUCUACUGAGCCUACAACUGAGUCUACGACCCCAGACUCUACCGAAAUGAUGACCUCUGGUUCAACGGAAUCAACAACUUCCGUAUCUUCGGAAUCAACGACUACAGCUUCUACAGAGAGCAUGACUUCUACUUCAACAGAAAGUAUGACAUCAGACUCUACAGAGAGUAUGACUUCUACUUCAACGGAGAGUAUGACUUCAGGUUCAGCGGAGAGCAUGACAUCAGAUUCCACAGAAGCCAUGACUUCAACUUCUACAGAGAGCAUGACUUCAGGUUCAACGGAAAGCAUGACAUCAGACUCUACAGAGAGUAUGACUUCUACUUCAACAGAAAGUAUGACUUCUACUUCGACAGAGAGUAUGACUUCUACUUCGACAGAGAGUAUGACUUCUACUUCAACAGAAAGUAUGACUUCUACUUCGACAGAGAGUAUGACUUCUACUUCAACAGAGAGCAUGACUUCUACUUCAACAGAGAGCAUGACUUCCACAAUGGAACCUACAACUCCAAACUCUUCAGAAAGUACAACUUCAGAUUCUACCGAAUCCACGACUCCAAACACUUCUGAAAGUACAACUCCAGGAUCGACCGAGUCGAUGACUUCAACUUCCACCGAACAAACAACCACGGGUUCUACAGAACCUACGUCGACAAGUCCUCAGGAAUCUACAACAUCUGAUUCAACAGAAACAUCUCCCACUACUGAACCAACCACCCAAAUGACCACCUCACGCCCAACAGAUGAAACUGAUCAAACAGAAUCAAGUUCGGGUACAACGACUUCGAGUCAAACAGAACCAAAUGAAUCUACAACAUCAACAACAUCAACAACACCAUCACCAGAUAAUUCAGAAAAUCCCGAUUGUCCAAAACUAAAAGAAGGCCAAUCAGUAUUCGUUUGUCCAACAAGUUUUAAAAGGCAUCCGAAAAACUGUAAUUUAUUUUAUCAAUGCACAACAUCUGAAGAAACCGGAGAUGUUAAUGUCAUGGUAUUAGCUUGUAAGAAUAACACAGUAUACGACGAAGAAAAAAUUCAGUGUCUACCUCCAGAAAGUCCAGAAUGUCGUCGACAAAGUAGAAAAUUUUCAAAACGAGAUGUUGGAGAUUUGUCAUCCGUGGUAAUCGUUCCUCCGAAUAAAAGACUGUGUCCGAGGGAAGGUUCAUUUCCCUACGAAGGCGAUUGUUUAAGAUAUUAUAAAUGCACAAGAGAAAGUAACGGAAAAAUUCAAGGACGCGUUUAUCAAUGUCCCGACAACCAUUCAUUUUCCGAAGCAACAAGUCGAUGUGAAAAAACGGCAACGUUGCCAAAAUGUACAAGAUCCAUAAAGGAAGCAACACCGAAACGAUUAAAAUGGAUGAAAUCAAAAGUUCCAAUGGAACAACAACACUCCGACGAACUUUAA
This is a messenger RNA of Pediculus humanus corporis (human body louse), 4446 nucleotides long. RefSeq lists its product as uncharacterized. The transcript has 4 exons. Lineage: Eukaryota; Metazoa; Arthropoda; Insecta; Psocodea; Pediculidae. Bases 1 to 4446 code for a protein of 1481 amino acids. Gene Ontology annotation, molecular function: chitin binding. Gene Ontology annotation, cellular component: extracellular region. The record is from RefSeq and is a predicted model, not a curated record.